Messenger RNA from Rhopalosiphum padi (bird cherry-oat aphid), 1152 nucleotides. RefSeq lists its product as uncharacterized. The coding region runs from base 1 to 1152 and encodes 383 amino acids. The record is from RefSeq and is a predicted model, not a curated record. The transcript has 8 exons. Lineage: Eukaryota; Metazoa; Arthropoda; Insecta; Hemiptera; Aphididae.
AUGGACUAUGAUCUAUAUGACAUGGAAUUGGCUAGGUAUAAUCUUAAACAAAAACGAAUUAAAAACUGGAUAAAUAUCAGAAAUCAGUCAAAAGACCCCAACACCAACUCCGAAUCCAACUCGUCUGAACUAUAUGAAAAAGAAAAGAAACUAAUGUUUACAGGUAUCAAUAAUCUUAUGACUCAGCUCAUAAUCGAUAGAGAUCGUUUGAUUAAUUCCAGAAUUUACAGAACCAAUUCUGAGAACAAAAAAAUCUUCGAUGAUUUUAAUAACCGCAUGCAAUCAGCUCAUAGCAUUAUUAAUCAGCUAAAAAGUUUGAUACGAUUAGAAAAAUCUUUUUGGAUUGGAAUAAAAUAUAAUAAGAAUACAACAAAAACCAGACAAAAAUUAAGGGAAUUUAGAAAGAAAAUAAAUUGGAUGCAGAAUUCAAUAUCUUCAGUUGUUAAUAGAUAUAACGAAAUAAGAAUGUUUUUAAAUCUUCCAAAGGACAAUUUGUAUACAGAAAUAAAAAAUCAAAUGAAACCGUUUGAAAUAAAUUAUGUGUCUAAAAAAAGAAGAGAAGAAAUAGAACGUCGAGCUAAAUUUAAAGAAACAGAACUAAUUUUAUAUGAUUUGAGAUCACCAACGGAAUUGUUAAACAAUAGAAUUGUAGAUCAUGGAAUAACUCCAACUUAUCGGUUCCUUACAAGAAACACAUCGGGUCAACAAUUUAUUUACAACUACUCGUGUUCAUUGUUUGGGAUGUAUGUUGAAGGAAGUGGUACUAGCAAGAAUGAAGCAAAGCUAAAUACAGCUUCUGAAAUGAUACGUUCAAUCAUAAAAAAACAACUAAAUCGAACUCUUUCACCGCAUAUAAGAGCUUUUAACGAUUAUGAAUUAAAAACCCUCAGUCCGUUAAUUAAGUUUAAAGCAAAUUAUGUGGAUGAAUUGAAAGAUGAAUGCGUUAAAAAUAUGCACCAACCACCAAUAUAUACACUUUUAUCAGAGCCCAAAAAAGAUUACAAACUGUCAAACCAUUAUUCAAUCCAAUGUAAUGCGAUGGACUUAGUUGCAAUAGGACACAGUAACAAACGAUCAGCGGCCAAGCAAAUGGCAGCACAAAAUAUUAUCAACUUAUGGAAAAAAUUGUAUCCAAAAAUGCAUAUGAUAUAG